Tetrahymena thermophila SB210 is the source of this 357-nucleotide messenger RNA. Its product is annotated as transmembrane protein, putative. NCBI's taxonomy places the organism in Eukaryota, Ciliophora, Oligohymenophorea, Hymenostomatida, Tetrahymenidae. The transcript has 3 exons. The record is from RefSeq and is a predicted model, not a curated record.
AUGGAAAUUACUCUGAACUAAAAUCAUCAUAUUGGAGGUCAAUAUAUUCAGUAGAGUCUUAAGAUAUUUACUAUUGUUCUAAUAAUCCCUCAAGUUGUUAAGGAGGUAGUGGAAUAGGAAAUGAGCUUUGCUAUGAAGGCCAUGUAGGAGCCUAAUGUUUGGACUGUGAUCUUUAUGGUGCUUAUUGGAAUGAAAGAUUUUCUAAUGUGGGUUUCUUUUAAUGUGUAAAGUAGAAAACGCUUAGUAGUUUCUUUUGUCUAAAACUUGACAAGGAUAAAUAUUAUUCUCUUAUUGACCUAAGUUUGGAAUGUGGAAACUCUCCAGAACUCUAUAGAAUAUAAUGUCUAAGCUUAGUGA